Oryza sativa Japonica Group (Japanese rice) is the source of this 1962-nucleotide messenger RNA. Its product is annotated as diacylglycerol kinase 1-like. The record is from RefSeq and is a predicted model, not a curated record. NCBI's taxonomy places the organism in Eukaryota, Viridiplantae, Streptophyta, Magnoliopsida, Poales, Poaceae. Gene Ontology annotation, molecular function: ATP-dependent diacylglycerol kinase activity.
CAUCCUGCGGAGAAGAGCGAACACUUCUCCUUCUCUCUCUUCUUCUUCCCUCAUCCCCGCGCGGCCUCCCGCCUCCGCCUCUGCUCGCGAGCCACCCAUUUCCCGGCGACAGCGGCCUCCCUCCGCCGCCGCCGGCGAUCUGACACUGGCGCCCGCGCCACCGGCCGAGAAAGGAGCAGGAUGGAAGGGGAGAUGGAUACUGUGGUGGGUUCAUCAUCCAAGCCAUGCGGGCCGCUGACGGAUUACCGCAUUCCGGAUUACAUCCUGAGGCCGGAUGCGCAGCGGGUGCUUCUUGAUCAUGCGCCCCCGUGCCCCGUGCUGGUGUUCAUCAAUUCUGGAUCUGGUGGUCAGCUCGGGAGCAGCCUGAUCAAAACCUACCGUGAACUUCUCGGUGAAGCGCAGGUUUUCGAUGUCUCCGAAGAGGCUCCGGAUAAAGUGUUGCACCGUUUGAAUGUCAACCUUGAGAAGCUCAAGAUGGAUGGAGACAUUCUUGCUGUUCAAAUUUGGAGAACUCUCAGAAUAAUUGUUGCAGGUGGCGAUGGUACGGCAAGCUGGCUGCUUGGGGUAGUCAGUGAUCUCAAGCUUUCACACCCUCCUCCAAUUGCUACUGUGCCUCUGGGAACCGGAAACAACCUUCCAUUUUCAUUUGGAUGGGGAAAGAAGAAUCCUUGUACUGACCAAGAGUCAGUAAAAUCAUUCCUUGGGCUAGUGAGGCAUGCAAAAGAGAUGAAAAUUGAUAGCUGGCAUAUCAUGUUGAGGAUGCGAGCUACAAAGGAAGGUCCAUGUGAUCCAAUCGCCCCCUUAGAGUUGCCUCAUUCAUUACAUGCAUUUCACCGUGUGUCAAGUAGUGAUUCCCUCAAUAUGGAAGGUUACCACACAUUCCGUGGAGGAUUUUGGAAUUACUUUAGUAUGGGUAUGGAUGCAGAAAUUUCUUACGGAUUUCAUUCUGAAAGGAAGAAAAAUCCAGAGAAAUUCAAAAACCAGCUGACAAAUCAGGGUACAUAUGCUAAGGUUGGACUUAAACAAGGAUGGUUUUGUGCUUCUUUAAGUCAUCCAUCUUCAAGGAAUAUUGCUCAACUUGCAAGUGUGAAAAUCAUGAAAAGAGCCGGUAGCCACUGGCAAGAACUUAACAUUCACCACAGCAUUCGAUCAAUCGUCUGUCUCAACCUGCCUAGUUUCUCUGGAGGUCUGAAUCCUUGGGGCACACCUGGCACAAGGAAAGUAGAAGAGAGGGAGCUGACGGCACCUUUUGUCGAUGAUAGACUUAUUGAGGUUGUUGGAUUCCGUGAUGCCUGGCACGGACUUGUCUUGCUGGCCCCAAAUGGACAUGGUACCCGCCUUGCGCAGGCCCAAAGGAUCCGUUUCGAGUUCCACAAAGGCGCAGCAGAGCACACCUUCAUGAGGAUCGAUGGGGAGCCAUGGAAGCAGCCCCUCCCAAAAGAUGACGACACCGUUGUUGUGGAGAUCUCCCACCUUGGUCAGGUCACCAUGCUUGCCAACGAGCCCUGCAAGUCGAAGAGCGUCCAUGACGACCAAUCCUCCCACGCACAACACAGCGGCCAUGGCAACAACGACGACGACAAGGACAGCAUGGAGGACGAAGAUGAGUGGGAGGAUGGCAGGAGGAAGUUUGGUGCCGCAGAUACAUUCAAGAUCCCUGACGAGGUUGACAUUGCUCACCUCAGCUGAACUCAGAAUUGGUAUCUUUUCUAGGUUGCAUUCUUGAUGUUCAUAAUCUUCUUCAGUAAAGUGAUUUUUGUCUUCGAUUCCUUCAACAUUAUAAGAGUGGAAUUUAGUAAUUCGUUCACUGCAAAAUUUGGAAUGUAUAGACCAUAGGUUUGGAACAUCUAUAGUAGAACCCAAGUUGGUAACAUUUCUGAUUUCUUGUUUAUUGUUCAGCAGAAAUUUGUGUUAUUUUGGGAAGAAAAUAAAGUUAUUAAACUGUUGAUAUUUAUUUUUCUA